AUGUGGCCGGUCGACUACGCCACGCCGCCUCCGCCUUUCACAGUCACUGUUGACGUUUGCGGCAAGCUGCUCCGCAUGGAAGUGGAUACAGGGCCGUCACAAGUGCUUCUGCGAAGCUAUUCCCGGGAACUAAAAAAGGUUCAAGUCAAGACAGCAAAGUGGGCUGUACCUACUGUUCCUGUGACCAAAAGGGAUGGACACAUCAGAAUCUGUGGAGACUUUGGUGUCACCAUAAGCCCAGUAUCAACAGUGGAGCAGUACUCCAUUCCAAGGAUCAAGGACCUGUGGACUGUGCUUGCUGGAGAACAAAACUACAGUCAACUCGACAAGAAGGCACUGGCUUUAGUGUUUGAUGUGGAUCGGUUCCACCAGUACUUGUUGGGCAUCUCAUUCAAAGCAUACACUGACCACAAGCCACUUCUUGGACUGCUGGGUGCCAGCAAGCCCGUUCCCGUGCAAUCUUCGCCUCGAGUGGUCAGGUGGGAUCUGAAGCUGUCUGCUUACAAGUACGAACUUGUAUACAAGCCUGGCAAAGAGCUCGGCCACGCUGAUGCUUUUAGUAGACUGCCUCUCCCAACUGACACUAGUGCAUUACCACGACCUGUUGAAAUUUUCUUGCUAGAGGAGGCAUAUCCGAGACUCCUUUCACCAGGUGUUGUGGCCCAAACCACACGAAAUGACCCAAUUCUGGGUCAUGUUGUUUUUGCUGUUCUGAAAGGAGAAAGCCUCCCAGUAGGACCAGAGUGGAACCCUUUCAGUACCAGAAGCUCAGAACUCAGUCUCCAUGAGGGUUGCCUACUCUGGGGAUCAAGAGUAGUGAUCCCAAAGUCAUUGCAGACCCAAGUUCUUGGUGUUCUUCAUGUCAGCCACCCGGGUAUCAAGAAGAGCAAGAUGAUUGCCAGGAGCCAUGUUUGGUGGCCAGGCAUUGACAAUGACAUUGCCAACAGCGUGAAGAGCUGCGCUACGUGCCAGACUCAACAUCGAGCUGCACAGCCGGUUCAGAAGACGCCGUGGCCUUUUCCACAACGACCCUGGUUAAGGCUUCACAUUGAUUUUGGGGGACCAUUCCUAGGUCACACAUUCUUGGUUAUUGUGGAUGCGUUCUCAAAGUGGAUAGAAGUCUUUCCUGUGUCUUCCACAUCUGCAGAAGCUACCAUUUCUGCAUUGAGAAUUGCAUUCGCUCAGCAUGGCCUGCCUGAUGUCAUAGUUUCCGGAAGCGGUCCUGCCUUCACCAAUGCCCGGUACCUUGAGUUCUUAACACGAAAUGGAAUACGCGGCAUGCUUGUACCGCCGUAUCACCCUGCCUCAAAUCGUGCAGCUGAACGAGUUGUACAAACUGUGAAGAACAAACUCAAGAAGUAUGGUUCUGGGAACUUCCAAACGCAGAUCUCCAGGUUUCUGUUCUACUAUAGGACCACACCACAUGAAGUGGCAGGUCGGCCACCGUGUGAACUCAUGACAGGAAGAAUGUUCAAGACUCUGUUGUAUGUCUUCAGGCCAAGCCUGCAGACAUCUGUAUUCCUAAAACAGCUCAAGCAAAAGUUGUAUCCUGACAGAGGGUCCCAGCAGGCUCCAUCACUGCAGCCAGGUGAUGACUUUUACUCACGAAAUUUUCGCAGGGGUACACCCUGGGUGCCUGCCAGUGUUGUGGACGUCACUCCGUCAUCAGCCAAUGUCCGUUUUGAAGAUGGCACCUUGAGAAACCGGCACAGCGACCACUUGCGCCUUGUACAGACAGAAACAUUGGCCUCUCCUGAAACUGCUAUCGCUGCAGCUUUACCACAUUUGGAGCCGCCGCUUGUUCAUGCACCAGCUGUUCCAGAAGUGCCUCAUCAGGAACAGCUACCUGGAACUAGCUUCUCUGAGAGUAGCUGUGCCACGGAGAGCGACGGGACUGCGCUCAACAGUGGUGUGCAUGAGAACAGUGACUGCCUCGUGCCUACGCCUAGUACGCCGAAGUUGCGACGUGGCACACGAACUAGGAAACUGGUGAAUAGGUACUCCCCGUAG
Messenger RNA from Rhipicephalus microplus (southern cattle tick), 2010 nucleotides. RefSeq lists its product as uncharacterized. The record is from RefSeq and is a predicted model, not a curated record. NCBI's taxonomy places the organism in Eukaryota, Metazoa, Arthropoda, Arachnida, Ixodida, Ixodidae.